AUGGUGUCGACCCUACGGCCGUUGAAAACACAGCAGCUUUUGUCUGUCUUCAAGGUGCUUGACCGUGACAAGAGGGGCAGACUAGGACUGCAAGAAUUAGAUUACGCAUUCUCGGAAAUGCUGGAUACCAAUCUCUCGGGUGAGGAACUGAGCUAUACCAUGAAACACCUGAUAAGCCUGGGCACAGUCGCAGACGACGCAACGACACAUGGUCACGAUAACCGCAGCGAGAGCCAGGAACUGGACUUCUCGACAUUCAUCGGUGCCGUAAACAGCACGCUCAAGCUUCGUUCCCUUGAAGAUAUAAUUGCGGGGACCUUCGGCAGACUCACUGGUGGUAAAGACCGCAUCACUGUUGAAGAUCUGCUGCGGUUGGCAGACAAAGCAGGCAUAGAAUCAGGAAGUGACGCCCGCGUACGCCUCGUAACUCGUAUGCCGAACGAAUCGGCCGACCUUACGGAGUUCUGCAAGUGCGUAUCUGGAACCUAA
Babesia sp. Xinjiang is the source of this 489-nucleotide messenger RNA. RefSeq lists its product as uncharacterized. Gene Ontology annotation, molecular function: calcium ion binding. The transcript has a single exon. Lineage: Eukaryota; Apicomplexa; Aconoidasida; Piroplasmida; Babesiidae. The record is from RefSeq and is a predicted model, not a curated record. Bases 1 to 489 code for a protein of 162 amino acids.